GCUCUCUGACCAGUCCUCGGCUGCCUAUUUCUGCUUGCUCCCUUCGCCAUGUCCAAGGCCGCCGGAAGUGCGAGCGCACAGAUUGUGCGUAUUCUUAUUGGAGCCGGCAAGGCCGCCCCCACCCCUCCAGUAGGUCCUGCUCUGGGUGCUCGAGGUGUCAAGUCUAUGGAUUUUUGCAAGGAAUUCAAUGCCCGCACUGCGCAUAUCGAGCCUGGCGUCCCCAUCCCAACCCUCAUCACCGUUCAGCCCGAUCGCACUUUCACCUUCGUCACCAAGACGCCACCUGUAUCGUACUUUCUGAAAAAGGCAGCCAACAUAGAAAAGGGCACCGGCCGCGCCGGCCACGAUUUCGUCGGCACAGUGAGCCUCAAGCACGUGUACGAGAUCGCGAAAAUCAAAGCAACAGACGAACAUCUCAAGCAUCUUGGUCUCGAGGCGGUCGCGAGCACAAUCCUCCGCUCGGCGAGGUCGUUAGGCAUUCGAGUGGUGCCAUAAUGCAGACGGGAUCUGUCUUCACGUCUUUGCAAAAGGGAGGCGCCGCAGCUAGCGCUGGCCGCGUACCUGGUGAGAGGAUCAUCCGAAUGUUGUACAUACAGAUACUCGCGAUAGAUGGCAAGCGUAUAUCCACUUCCCGUUGAGUCCGCG
Messenger RNA from Laetiporus sulphureus 93-53, 645 nucleotides. RefSeq names its product mitochondrial ribosomal protein L11. Lineage: Eukaryota; Fungi; Basidiomycota; Agaricomycetes; Polyporales; Laetiporaceae. The coding region runs from base 49 to 495 and encodes 148 amino acids. Gene Ontology annotation, cellular component: mitochondrial large ribosomal subunit; ribosome. Gene Ontology annotation, molecular function: large ribosomal subunit rRNA binding; structural constituent of ribosome. The transcript has 3 exons. The record is from RefSeq and is a predicted model, not a curated record. Gene Ontology annotation, biological process: translation.